AUGCCGCGUGUCUCUUCCAAGGACGGGGGUUCCCCGAGCCAGAUUCCUGCUCCCUGGACCACAUCCAGGUGCCACAGAACCCUCCGGCAACUAAACCGUCUGGUAGCCAGGCUUGAAAAAUGGCACAAAGCCUUCCUGAGCGCAUCAGAAAAGCCACCGACAUUGGAGGAUAAGAAACUAGAGGCCGAACAACCGCCCACGUGGCUAGCGCAAGUUUCUAAAAAUGGACGGAGGUCACAGAGGAGAUAUACAGGCCGUACAAGGACGGCACCGCGAACUCCACUGCCUAAACGACAGCGCAAGUCUUGCUCAACAGCAUUGACGCCCCACAGCGGUGACAUUCGGUCCAUUCCCAAUAUCGCAAGGGCCGCACACAGUCCAACGAUCCAACUGAAUGGAGACUACCAUACCGCAGAUAUUGUGCACGAAUCAGUAUCAGAGACUUAUGAAGGAUCGCACCGCUGGACGGCUCAUACAGUCCAUCUCGCCAAAGACUACGAAUCUAUCAUUCGGGAUGCUCGGACUAUCAUUCCAGCGUUCCUAGUGGCAACUUCCGGCCCCGAACACGAUAGUCACGGUGAUGAUUUGGGAUCAGAAGAGGAGAGUGAUUGUCAAGGACCCAAGUCCCUGAUGCACCUGUGUUUGCUCAAGCUAUCGCGGACUACCAUUGAGCAGCAGAAGCAUAAUGAUGCAAAUAAGAAUGGAUAUGAUGGUCAACAAGAUAUCAUGGGUGGGCAGCUUCAAGAGCUCGAGGACUAUUUCGGGGAUUCUGAGAGAGGAUGGCCACAGCUAAGAGUUUUAACACGAGCAUGUGGAAUUUCAAUGAUUUCGCGCCUGAUUGAAGCCCGCGCAAUACCCGAACAGACCGCCAAAAUGCUUCUCCCUCGCUCGCGUGAACGCCUCCUCUUCUCCGACUUCGUUGAAGCCGUGUCGGAGUCUCUAAUUGAGGCAUCCUUCAAUUCCAACAACUCAGACAUCGAUUUUCACGACAUGCCUGGACUAGAUCUUAUGUUUCCGCCACCUGACGGUCCAGUCGAUGUGUCAAGUCCAUGGAGGUAUAACCUCAGUAUCAGAUCGAUGGUGCGUGCUCUGCAGACCAGACAAAAUCCCUUACACCUGAUUUCCCGCCAUAUAAGAUGGAAGCAUUUGGCAUUUUUCACCAUUGUCUGCAGAGAAUGUAAAUACGACCCCUGUUCACUUUCCUGUUGCCUGCUCGAAGGCGUCUUUUCUCGCGCAAUAUCUUACCCCCCAAUAAGCGACUGGCACACUCUGCGUGGUACGAACAGAUGCUCUCAUAUCGAAUAUGGAAGCGAAUCGACACCGGUGGAUGAUAUUGAAAUGAGCAAAUCCCUCUGGAAACGGCUCAAAAUGACCUUCUAUUUCAUGCUCUCGCUCUCCUGCGGUGCUAACCCUGGAGCACUUGCAACAUUGAUUGAGCGGAUUUCACGGAUGGCUCAAGUUCAGGUGGACCUUGGGCGAGCAUGGCAACUACCAGAAUUCCAGCAGCUGCUUGUUGCUCAAAUAUUCUUUGGAGAACUAUGUCGUCUCUCUCUCGCCGGUUAUGAGGUCCCGGAUGAUCUCCUACGGAGUUUUGGAUCCUUGUUACGCACAAUGUCUUCUCCGAGUACAAUCUGCAAGGAGCUAGGGGGUACUAUCAUAGCUCUCUGCCGAGCCUGGAGUGACGUUGAGCGAUUGGUGGUGCGUUUAUUAUCCAUAAAAUGCGGCGAAUGGCAGCAACUUAGCGCCUUGCUUGCUCAGCUUGCCGCCAAUGGUGCCAUGGAGUAUGCUGCCGAGCAUCUUGAAGAACCGAGCAUCUUAUCGUGGGCCUCCGAUUUUCAUGAAACGGCAGGAAAACAUAUUAAGAACAUUAUGGUGGAGCAUGAAAACCCAUUCGACGUCGGAUAUCGCUGGGAUGAAACUGUAGAGGAAUGGGUCGCGAAGACUCCUGCAACCAGGCCGAACACCGAAAAAUCAUUCCAGGAGAUCAUCGCGGGUGACCCAAGGCGGGACGAGAAUGGCUCAAUCGCCGAGCAGAUCCCAGGACGGCGCGUCCUUCACCAACAUUCACCAACCUGUUCACCAUCAGCUAUCAAUGGGCGACGAAGGACUGGAAACAAGUUGAAGCGGAGGCAUCUGUCUGAUGACGUUGAGGUGCAUAUGGAUGGAGAUUUCGAAUACAAAAAAGUCAGGCGCGGAAUACUUCCCCAAAGGGCAUCGCGCUCAAGCCCUACAGAAACUGCUGGCGACCACAUGCCCCGAAUGCAUGGUCGGCAACAUCAACAUCUCGAAGAGGAAUCCGAAGCCGAAUUAAGCUUGCUGCAAUAG
Cladophialophora immunda is the source of this 2325-nucleotide messenger RNA. RefSeq lists its product as uncharacterized. The record is from RefSeq and is a predicted model, not a curated record. Lineage: Eukaryota; Fungi; Ascomycota; Eurotiomycetes; Chaetothyriales; Herpotrichiellaceae. Bases 1 to 2325 code for a protein of 774 amino acids. The transcript has a single exon.